CAUCACCGCCUUAAAUACUCCAGUUGCUUUUCCACAUUUCUGUCGGAGGAGACAUAUAGGUUUUUCAGUGAUGUGUUUCUAAGCAGCGGGACCUCGUGGAAAAAAAGUGGCAUUUUUUAUUUUAUUUUAACGGACUCUCUGUUUUUCGGUUGCCCUUGGAAAAACCGCAGAGUGGUAUUUGUGCUCGAGAGACUCGGUUCGAGAAAGAGGGAGGCGUGAAAGGAAAACUUUUUGUGCCAAGGUGAAGAAAUCGAGGUUUGUUGUUUGCGAACGAGUCUAAAGCCAAAAGUUGGGGAUGUCUCUCUCGGUACCUCAGAACGGUGUAAAGGGGGAUAACGAACCCGUCAUCGAGCUUUUUGUGAAGGCGGGCAGUGAUGGAGAAAGUAUCGGCAACUGUCCAUUUUCUCAGCGUCUCUUCAUGAUCCUGUGGCUGAAGGGUGUAGUCUUCAACGUCACCACUGUGGACCUAAAGAGAAAACCAGCUGAUCUGCAGAAUCUGGCUCCAGGAACCCAUCCUCCCUUCAUCACCUUUAAUGGAGAGGUCAAAACCGAUGUCAACAAGAUCGAAGAGUUCCUAGAGGACGUCCUCUGCCCUCCAAAGUACACUAAACUGGGUGCAAGACACCCAGAAUCCAACACUGCAGGGAUGGACAUAUUUGCCAAGUUCUCUGCCUUCAUCAAGAAUUCCAAACCUGAUGCCAACGAGGGUAACCAGAAAUAUUUCACUCUUUCACCUCCAAACAAAAGACCUAAUGCAUAUUGCUCAGUGGAAUACUCACACAUUUGAUAAUCUUAGUUUAAU
Carassius auratus (goldfish) is the source of this 802-nucleotide messenger RNA. Its product is annotated as chloride intracellular channel protein 4-like. Bases 296 to 787 code for a protein of 163 amino acids. The transcript is spliced from 4 exons. The record is from RefSeq and is a predicted model, not a curated record. Lineage: Eukaryota; Metazoa; Chordata; Actinopteri; Cypriniformes; Cyprinidae.